Molecule: messenger RNA, 2174 nt
Organism: Nerophis lumbriciformis (worm pipefish)
Lineage: Eukaryota; Metazoa; Chordata; Actinopteri; Syngnathiformes; Syngnathidae
Gene: hsf4
Product: heat shock transcription factor 4
Biological process (GO): regulation of DNA-templated transcription
Molecular function (GO): sequence-specific DNA binding; DNA-binding transcription factor activity
Source: RefSeq, a predicted model, not a curated record
UGUGACAAAGAGUUCUGAAAGAAGGGAGCAAAUGUAAAGAGAGGAACUAGAAAUGCCAGAUAUCUAAAGAGAGAUUAACAGCAUAUUUGACAGGCCGGUCAAGAGAAUUGGAGGUCAGCAGAGAAAAGGCAGGCCUGUGCUUCACAGGGAUGGAAUCCAACAGACUGAGGCAAACUUGGGAAUAUCAGUAACGGAUUGUCACAAGUGGAUUUCUCCAACAUGGACUAGUGUGGAAAGUUGUCACGUAGAAAUAUUUACUGACGUUCCUUACUCCAAACAACUGGUUUCCCAUUGUAGAGGGUGACAGUGGACCGGCUGUCAGCAUGCAGGAGUCUCCGGGGGCCAUGGGUGUAGAUGGCAGCUACACCAGCAAUGUUCCAGCCUUUCUCACCAAACUGUGGACUCUGGUGGAGGAUCCAGAUACCAACCACCUCAUCUGCUGGAGUGCUACUGGGACCAGUUUCCAUGUGUUUGACCAGGGUCGCUUUGCCAAGGAAGUUUUGCCAAAGUACUUCAAACACAAUAACAUGGCAAGCUUUGUCCGACAGCUCAACAUGUACGGCUUCCGAAAAGUGGUGAAUAUUGAGCAAAGCGGGCUGGUGAAGCCUGAGAGGGACGAUACAGAGUUUCAGCACCUGUACUUUCUCCAGGGACAUGAACACAUGCUGGAACAUAUUAAGAGGAAGGUAUCACUAGUAAAGAGCGAGGAGACUAAAGUUCGCCAGGAGGACCUCAGCAAACUCCUGUAUGAAGUUCAACUUCUGAGAACGCAACAAGACAACAUGGAGUGUCAGAUGCAGGACAUGAAGCAGCAGAAUGAGGUUCUGUGGAGAGAGGUGGUCUCACUGCGACAGAACCACACACAGCAACAGAAAGUCAUGAACAAGCUAAUUCAGUUUCUGUUCAGCCAGAUGCAGUCCAACACACCCGGCACUGUAAGCUUGAAAAGGAAGCUGCCUUUGAUGUUAGAUGACGGCUCCAUCAGCCCCCCUGCAUCCAAGUUCAGCCAUAGUAGCGCAAUGGAGCCAAUGCACGAGCCCUUCUACAUCCAAUCGCCAUCCAGUGAUGCCGCCUCUUGUUCUACGAGCGGGUUGACAGGAGGGCCAAUCAUAUCAGACGUGACAGACAUGACUCAGGCCAACAUGGCUCUGCAGAUGCAACCUGAUGAGAACGGAGAAAAAUGUCUGAUGCUGAUCAAAGAAGAGCCUGUGAGCCCAGGAGUGAGAGCAGGAGUGAAAGGAGGCAGUGUUGCUGCAGGAGACGCUCUAGCGUUGAGUUCCCCUUGUGAGGUGUGCUCCUCCGAACCUCCGGUGCUUCCUGUUGCAAUGGUGCAGUCUGUUUUGGAGGGGAGAAGCUCAACUGCCUCACUGACAGAUAAGAGGAGUAAGAGAGCUGCCAUGGAAAGAGUAGAUGCUUCAGAUGCAGUGGAAAACAUGGAUAUGAGCCUGGAGGAACUGCAGCAGCUGAUACUCAGGAGCCAUCAGCAGAGUAGUGUGGAGGCAGGGAGCAGUGCUGUUAUUGAUCCCUUCAGUGUAAACCUGCCUCUGACUGAAUGGAGCUUCACUGAAAUGGACUCCAACCUCAAAUCAUAUGUGCUCCCAAACCAAGAACCGGAGGCUUUUCAAGCUCCUGCCUGUGAGAAACAAUGAUCAGUCUGAAGAUUGGGAAGUUCUUUUUGAUAUGGAAGGCCACAACACAUCCUCGAACCCUACAUGACUUUGAUUCUCCAGCCAUGUCAGGCUAUUUAUUUUUUUGCCUUAUUCGCAUAAUCGUAUUGACAAAAUGCAAAAAUGAACAUCUUUGUGCAGAUUAUGUAUUUAUUUUCCUUAUAUUAACUGGAACAGGUAUAUAACGACUCUCAUUUAUAGUAAGUGCACACUCUGCACGCCGGGCUUGAGCACUUUAGUCUUUCUUUGAGAGAGAAGUCCUGCUGGUGGAAGUGACUUGUUACUCUGAGAUUUAACUUAUUGCAAUUGUACACAAGUGAACAUUUUUAUUAUUUAACACACAAUACUGUGAACAAAUAUCCGGGUGUGUGUGCAAAGAGAGUGGGUGUAAUGUUUUGUAUGUAAGAGAAGAAAAUGUUGACACUUAAGUUGAGAAUUAUUUUAGGUGUUAAGAUUUAUUGAGGGUAAGUUGGCCUUUAGUAACUUAGAGGAUUCUACUAUGAAAAU